UGCGCUCAGAGCGGUGCAGACGCUACCAGCCCUCUCGUCGCUAAAGCACCGUGUCUGGUUUAGCCUACUGGAGAUUUUGACUCACGUUUUACAUAAGAACGUCUUUUUCUGCCGCAAGUGUAUGGAUACAAUACAACUUUUCUGAUGGUGAUUUAAGGGGGAGAUUCCGGCGCCGAACCGCUUUUUCGAACCCUGCUUAAAUCUUCAGCUGACAGCAUCAUCCAUUUUGAGUGGCAACGAGGAAGAGUCACACGGCUGAAGCCAUGCCCUGCGUUCAGGCUCAGUAUGGUUCAUCGCCGCAAGGAGCCAGUCCUGCUUCCCAAAGCUACAGCUACCACACCAGCGGAGAGUACAGCUGUGACUUCCUAACGCCCGAGUUUGUAAAGUUUAGCAUGGACUUGACUAACACCGAAAUAACCGCCGCCACGACUUCGCUGCCCAGUUUCAGUACAUUUAUGGACAACUACAACACCAGUUACGACGUUAAGCCUCCCUGUCUCUACCAAGUGCCCCACUCCGGUGAACAGUCCUCUAUCAAAGUUGAGGACGUCCCGAUGCACAGUUACCAUCAGCAGAGUCAUCUGGGCCCACAGUCAGAGGAGAUGAUGGCUCACUCUGGGCCCAUGUACUUCAAGCCCUCCUCUCCUCACGCUCCGAGCACCCCUAACUUCCAGGUUCAGCCCAACCACAUGUGGGAAGACCCAGGCUCUCUUCACAGUUUCCAUCCGAACUACGUGGCCGCUACCUCUCACAUGAUAGAGCAGCGCAAGAACCCAGUGUCCAGGCUGUCGUUAUUCUCCUUUAAACAGUCACCCCCUGGUACACCUGUUUCGAGCUGCCAAAUGCGGUUCGAUGGCCCUCUGCACGUGUCUAUGAGCCACGACAGCCCCGGAGCUCACCGGGCACUGGACAGCCAGAGUUUCGCAGUUCCCAGUGCUAUACGGAAACAGGCGGGCAUAGCGUUUCCUCAUUCACUUCAGCUAGGCCACGGUCACCAACUCCUCGACAGUCAGAUUCCGUCGCCCCCGUCCAGAGGCUCUCCGUCCAAUGAGGGUAUGUGCGCUGUGUGUGGAGACAAUGCAGCGUGCCAACAUUACGGAGUUCGAACCUGCGAAGGAUGCAAAGGAUUUUUCAAGCGCACUGUGCAGAAGAAUGCAAAAUACGUGUGUCUGGCGAACAAAAACUGUCCUGUUGAUAAGCGCCGCAGAAACAGGUGCCAAUACUGUCGCUUCCAAAAGUGCCUUGUUGUCGGGAUGGUUAAAGAAGUUGUUCGGACUGCCAGUCUAAAGGGUCGAAGAGGCCGUUUACCCUCCAAACCUAAAAGCCCACAGGAGCCAGCGCCCCCCCCCUCCUCGCCGGUCAGCCUCCUCAGCGCACUGGUCAGAGCACAUGUGGACUCCAACCCCAAUAUGUCUGGCCUGGAUUACUCUAGAUUCCACGCCAACCCAGACUACCAGCUGACUGGAGACGACACGCAGCAUAUCCAACAAUUCUACGACCUCCUGACGGGCUCCAUGGAGAUCAUCCGGGGCUGGGCUGAAAAGAUCCCCAGCUUUGCGGACCUCCCCAAGCAGGACCAGGACCUCCUGUUUGAAUCAGCUUUCCUGGAGCUUUUUGUUCUGCGUCUAGCGUACAGGUCCAACCCAAUGGAAGGCAAACUCAUCUUCUGCAAUGGGGUGGUUUUGCACAGGCUGCAGUGCGUACGCGGCUUUGGCGAGUGGAUUGAUGCGAUUGUGGAGUUUUCCUCCAAUCUUCAGAGUAUGAACAUAGACAUAUCUGCGUUCUCCUGCAUCGCUGCCCUUGCUAUGGUAACAGAGAGACAUGGUCUUAAGGAACCGAAGAAAGUGGAGGAACUCCAAAACAAGAUAGUAAACUGUCUUAAAGACCAAGUCACGUUUAAUGGCGCCGGCCUGAAUCGUCCGAACUACUUGUCAAAACUUUUGGGAAAGCUCCCGGAACUUCGCACACUGUGCACGCAAGGUCUCCAGCGCAUCUUUUAUUUAAAACUUGAAGACUUGGUUCCUCCACCUGCAAUAAUUGACAAACUUUUUCUUGACACUCUACCAUUUUAAAGCGACAGAGACUAUUUCACACGACCUCAAAGAACUUCCAUAGACUCUUUUAGAGUCAGCGUGCUCCUGAAAUUUGUUUAUAUUUUCACGAAAAACAUCAAGCGCCGGCAAGUGGCAUUUUGCAAUCCAUGUUCGGAUUCAUAAAAACCAAACCAAACGUGAGGAAGGGACAAAGAUAGUCUUCAACAAGUGAUGCAUUUCCUUUUAAUUUAACCCUCUAAAUAUUACAAGAAAACAACGACCCGUCAACGGUUCUAGUUUGCUUAAUUUUGCUCGGACAGCUCUUAAAGUGAAAACAUCUCAAGUUUUAUUGCUCAUUAUUGACCCCAAAAAGCUAAAGCAUUGGAAACCACACAGUAAAUGUAUUAUAAUCCAUUUAUAUAUACAUAUACGAUAGAUUUAUGUGACGCGUCACACAGCGCGAAUUUAUAAGUGUAUAAAGAGAACAACUCGUUUUCUUUCUUUUAUAACUUGUGCCUGUGUAUUUCUGUCAGGAUCAAAGAGGACUCAAUUGAAAAAGGCAACGCAUGUUGUAGAGGACUAUAGGCACUUGCUAUCGAGGUGAUGUCGAUAU
This is a messenger RNA of Electrophorus electricus (electric eel), 2646 nucleotides long. It is a transcript of the gene nr4a2a, whose product is annotated as nuclear receptor subfamily 4, group A, member 2a. The record is from RefSeq and is a predicted model, not a curated record. Gene Ontology annotation, cellular component: nucleus; transcription regulator complex. Lineage: Eukaryota; Metazoa; Chordata; Actinopteri; Gymnotiformes; Gymnotidae. Gene Ontology annotation, biological process: central nervous system neuron differentiation; regulation of transcription by RNA polymerase II; dopaminergic neuron differentiation. Gene Ontology annotation, molecular function: nuclear glucocorticoid receptor binding; zinc ion binding; RNA polymerase II cis-regulatory region sequence-specific DNA binding.